AGGAGGCAACGACGAAUCAAGCAUUGGGGGGCUGGUUCGGGAGGCAGUAGUGGCUGCUGUGGAUGGGACCGGGCCGGCUUGGCGCGCCCAUGGAGCGCCACAGCAGCGUCGUGGCCACCUCCACCUCGUCGACCCAGGACCCAGCGCCGGAAGAACCAGAUGGGCGGCGGCAGGAGCCCCUGCGGCGCCGGGCGAACAGCGCAUCAGCGCCAGCCCCGGCGGAGGGAGCAAGGCGGGAGCGACCCGGCUCGUUCAGCGGCGCUGCUUUGGUCUCCCGCCAGCGCGUGGAAAGCCUCAAGAAGAAUCGGCCCCUUUUUCCAUGGUUUGGCUUGGACAUUGGUGGAACCCUAGUCAAGCUGGUUUAUUUUGAACCCAAAGACAUCACUGCUGAAGAAGAAGAGGAGGAAGUAGAAAGUCUUAAAAGCAUUCGGAAGUACCUGACCUCCAAUGUGGCUUAUGGGUCCACAGGUAUUCGGGACGUGCACCUGGAGCUGAAGGACCUGACUCUGUGUGGACGCAAAGGCAAUCUGCACUUUAUACGCUUUCCCACUCAUGACAUGCCUGCUUUUAUUCAAAUGGGCAGAGAUAAAAACUUCUCGAGUCUUCACACUGUCUUUUGUGCCACUGGAGGUGGAGCGUACAAAUUUGAGCAGGAUUUUCUCACAAUAGGUGAUCUUCAGCUUUGCAAACUUGAUGAACUAGAUUGCUUAAUAAAAGGAAUUUUAUACAUUGACUCAGUUGGAUUCAAUGGACGGUCGCAGUGCUAUUACUUUGAAAACCCUGCUGAUUCGGAAAAAUGUCAGAAGUUACCGUUUGAUUUGAAAAAUCCAUACCCUCUGCUUCUGGUGAACAUUGGCUCUGGGGUUAGCAUCUUAGCAGUAUAUUCCAAAGAUAAUUACAAGCGGGUCACUGGUACCAGUCUUGGAGGAGGAACCUUUUUUGGUCUCUGCUGUCUGCUUACUGGCUGUACCACUUUUGAAGAAGCUCUUGAAAUGGCAUCUCGUGGAGAUAGCACCAAAGUGGAUAAACUAGUGCGAGACAUUUAUGGAGGGGACUAUGAGAGGUUUGGACUGCCAGGCUGGGCUGUGGCUUCGAGCUUUGGAAACAUGAUGAGCAAGGAGAAGCGAGAGGCUGUCAGUAAAGAGGACCUCGCCAGAGCCACUUUGAUCACCAUCACCAACAACAUUGGCUCCAUAGCAAGAAUGUGUGCCCUUAAUGAAAAUAUUAACCAGGUGGUAUUUGUUGGAAAUUUCUUGAGAGUUAAUACGAUCGCAAUGCGGCUUUUGGCAUAUGCUUUGGAUUAUUGGUCCAAGGGACAGUUGAAAGCACUUUUUUCGGAACAUGAGGGUUAUUUUGGAGCCGUUGGAGCACUCCUUGAGCUAUUGAAGAUCCCCUGAUCGUUACCUGGGGAGGGGAUUCCUGGAACUUUCCACAAUGGGAUCUUUGAACUUUUGUGUUUUGAGAGACUUAAUUUUAUGAUUGUGUAUUACUUGAAUCAAAGCAAGAAAGGAUAAGUGAAUUUUUCUAUGUCAUCAAGAUAAACUCUUAAAAAUUCAGUCUAGACUAGUAACCAGUAGGGAAAGAUAUAUAUGUAUAUAUGUAUAUAUAUAAAGUGGACCAUGCCAUGGCAGUGAGGAUUGGCUAUAAUGCCUGCUGUAUAUAUUUGAAAUUCAGUGUUCUGUGUUGUUUCUGUGUUUUUUUUCUUGUCCUGUGGAACUUGCUAAAUGUAAGGCAAGCUGCUUUGUGUUAUAAUCUAAUCACAAUUUUGUCAGUAUGGCCUUGGAGAUUAUCUCCUGUGCAUUAACUCUGGUGUUCAUUAGCAUUUGUGUAAACAUUGAAAAACAUGUUUUAUUUCAAGGUUCUGCAAACUUAAUUGGGCAGGUUAAUUCUAUACCUGUAACUUUGACAAUCAAGCAACUUUUAGAAGGACAGUUGCAGGUGACUUCACACCAUACAUGCUAGGAACCUCUCUGAAAAGACAGGACUUCUUCCUUGGGCAGAAUUACCUUGGGUAUUGGGCUGCUGGAAGUGAAUAAACUUCUACAGAAAGCAUAAUCUGGAAGACUAAAACCAGACAAAAAGGAUUGCUUUUCUUCUACGGAACUGGGGAGAGGAUCUGGUGACACUUUCAGGUUAGUAGAAGUCAAGGAGUUGUUGAGGUGUCUAUUCAUUAACGCGGAGCAGGGCGGGGUUGUCCCUCCUCUCUGUCCCACUCCUGGCCCUGAGUCCUGAGUUCUCUGGGAGGCUGGCUCAAAACGCUGCUUGAGAGACGGGGUUUGAGAUCUGGGUGUUGAUACACAUUGAUUUUAGACCGUUUUUUUCCUGCUGUGCAGAAUAACUUUUUAAAAUCUUCCCCUUGGAUAUUGCAAU
Molossus molossus (Pallas's mastiff bat) is the source of this 2370-nucleotide messenger RNA. It is a transcript of the gene PANK2, whose product is annotated as pantothenate kinase 2. The coding region runs from base 63 to 1397 and encodes 444 amino acids. The transcript is spliced from 7 exons. NCBI's taxonomy places the organism in Eukaryota, Metazoa, Chordata, Mammalia, Chiroptera, Molossidae. Gene Ontology annotation, cellular component: nucleus; cytosol. Gene Ontology annotation, molecular function: pantothenate kinase activity; ATP binding. Gene Ontology annotation, biological process: coenzyme A biosynthetic process. The record is from RefSeq and is a predicted model, not a curated record.